Messenger RNA from Stereum hirsutum FP-91666 SS1, 1234 nucleotides. Its product is annotated as Aldo/keto reductase. The transcript is spliced from 13 exons. Bases 62 to 1108 code for a protein of 348 amino acids. The record is from RefSeq and is a predicted model, not a curated record. NCBI's taxonomy places the organism in Eukaryota, Fungi, Basidiomycota, Agaricomycetes, Russulales, Stereaceae.
CUCUUGCUUACCUCCGACUUCAGAUCGCCCCAGUUCACUACACCACCACAUCCGCACAGUGAUGGCCACCCGUCGUAUUCCGUAUGUCCGAGUGGGUAACUCGGGUCUGAAAGUGUCCAAGAUCGUCUUAGGUUGCAUGAGCUAUGGCUCGCCCGAGUGGUCCCCUUGGGUCCUGGAAGAGGAGGAAGCAAUCAAACACAUCAAGGCGGCAUACGAUGCUGGGAUACAGUCCUUCGAUACCGCCAACGUCUACUCGAACGGACUGAGCGAGGUUAUUCUGGGCAAAGCGAUCAAGAAGCUCAAGCUCCCUCGCGAGGAGAUUGUCGUGAUGACGAAGCUCUUCGUGGCGGUCGGAGCUACGCCAUCAGAAAAGGUAUCUCGAGUAGCAGCAGAGGCAGAUGCUGCAGGCUACGUCAACCAGUAUGGUCUCAGCAGGAAGCAUAUUUUCGACAGCGUCAAAGCGAGUCUGAAACGUCUCGAUCUGGAAUACAUCGAUCUGUACUGGUGUCACCGUUUUGACUAUAACACCCCUAUCGAAGAAACGAUGCAAGCCCUACAUGAUGUCGUGAAAGCGGGCUAUGUCCGUUAUAUCGGCAUGAGCUCAUGCUAUGCCUAUCAGUUCCAUGCGAUGCAGAACUACGCCAUCAGCCACAACCUCACCCCCUUCAUUGCGAUGCAGAACCAUUACAAUCUCGUCUACCGUGAGGAAGAACGUGAAAUGAUGCCUACCCUCAAGCAUUUUGGAGUCGGUUCCAUUCCGUGGAGUCCACUCGCCAGAGGAGCUGUCACUCGUCCGGUGGAUGCGGAAAAGACAACCAGGGCCACUGGAGACUUCUUGAAGCCUGAUACUUACCUUAACGCUAACCCUGGCGGCAAAGAUAUUGUUCGCAGGAUUGAGGAAGUGGCGAAGAAGCAUGACGCCACAAUGGCGCAGGUGGCACUGGCUUGGACCAUGGCGAAAGACGCCGUCUCUGCGCCCAUCAUCGGUACAACUUCGCUUGAAAAAUUGGAGGAUCUGCUUGGUGCGGUGAACGUCAAACUUUCUGAAGAGGACAUCAAAUAUAUGGAGGAGCCGUAUAAGCCGACGCCCUUGAUAGGUCAUGUCUAGUUGGAAGGAUGGUGGCUCUGCAUGAUAAGCGACUCGAUUCAAUGUAUUUGCAUUAUCAGCCAUGCGAUCUUCAUGAAUGUGUACGUUUGAGUAGAUAGGGUCGUCAAUGAUGUGACCGUAUACGGU